AUGAGGGCCAAGCGUUCAAAGAAGUACCGUAAGCUCAUGCACCAGUAUGAGCUUACGUUCGGAUUCCGCGAGCCAUAUCAAGUACUUGUGGACGCAAAUUUCCUCCAUGCGGUGGAUUCGUUCAAGAUGGACCUGAUUCCAGCACUCGAGAGGACACUCCAAGGCAAAGUCAAGCCAUGUCAGUUUCCUUUCCCCCUCAGCCCCAGAGGUCUUGCGGUGCCAUUCGCAAAAGACAACUCUGGGCGAGACACCCAAACACCGCCAGCUAACACAGUCUCUGUAGUGCUGACCAAGUGUUCGCUUGCCGCUGUCAUGGCCGCGCAGCCCAUCAAUCCCAAGACCAACCAACCGUACCGCCCGCACCACCUCCCCCCACCAACCACACUCCCGCUCCGCCACUGCUCGCACAACGAGGACUCGACGCCCAUCGACGAGCUCGACUGUCUCAUGUCUCUUCUUUCCCCCAACGCAGACGCAAAAAAGAAUAAAGAACAUUAUAUCCUCGCGACGGCGGAUGCACCCGCAGCAAAGAAAAAUGACAAGAACGACGCGCAGCAGCGCAAGCGGAAGCGCGACGACGAACGAAAAGAGGAGCAGGCGCAGCGUCGCGCCCGCGCAUUGCGCCUCAAUGCGCGCUCCAUUCCUGGGGUGCCGAUUGUGUAUGUCAAGCGCUCGGUCAUGGUGCUCGAGCCGAUGAGCAUGCCGUCGGAGACGGUCAGGGAUGGCGUGGAGAGAGGGAAAUUCCGGGCCGGCUUGGAUGCGGAGCCUGCUAUUGGCAAGCGCAAGCGAGACGGCGAGGGUGACGCGGCUGGCGCAACGGAAGCGAAGAAGAAGCGCGGCCCGAAGACAAAAGGACCGAAUCCGUUGAGUAUGAAGAAGCCGAAGAAGCGCGAUGUUGCGCCUGGCUCGGCGUCCACUCUAAAGAAAGAUCGCCCUGUGCCAGAUACGAGUGACACUGGUGCCGCAGAUGCUUCUGUACGGCCCGAAGGCGAUGACUCGGGUGCUACCAAGCCCAAGCGGAAACGCCGUCACCACAAGGGCGGUCCUCAGGAUGGGAAUGAUGAGGCUGCCCCCCUCGAAUGA
This is a messenger RNA of Penicillium alfredii, 1083 nucleotides long. RefSeq names its product rRNA-binding ribosome biosynthesis protein UTP23. The transcript is spliced from 2 exons. Gene Ontology annotation, molecular function: small ribosomal subunit rRNA binding. Bases 1 to 1083 code for a protein of 360 amino acids. The record is from RefSeq and is a predicted model, not a curated record. Gene Ontology annotation, cellular component: small-subunit processome; nucleolus. NCBI's taxonomy places the organism in Eukaryota, Fungi, Ascomycota, Eurotiomycetes, Eurotiales, Aspergillaceae.